Messenger RNA from Venustampulla echinocandica, 2910 nucleotides. RefSeq lists its product as uncharacterized. Gene Ontology annotation, molecular function: DNA binding; zinc ion binding. The record is from RefSeq and is a predicted model, not a curated record. The transcript has 5 exons. NCBI's taxonomy places the organism in Eukaryota, Fungi, Ascomycota, Leotiomycetes, Helotiales, Pleuroascaceae. Bases 1 to 2910 code for a protein of 969 amino acids. Gene Ontology annotation, biological process: DNA-templated transcription.
AUGGGCUAUUUAAGCUACCUAUACCGCCAGUUUUUCGAUCAUCCUCCUCCAAUUCCGUUAUCCACCUCCCUCAAAGGCCAAACGGUUCUCGUUACAGGUGCCAACUCUGGUAUUGGGCUUGAAGCUGCUCGGCAAUGCGUCAGGCUUGACGCCAGCCUUGUCAUUCUUGCUGUCAGAUCCAAAGACAAAGGGGAGGCAGCAAAGGAGGAUAUCCUGAAGUCCAAUUCGGGUUCACAGAGCCUUGUCGAAGUAUGGCUUCUUGAUUUAGAAUCUUUCAAAUCAGUGAUCGCAUUUGGGAAACGCGCACAAGAGCUUCCUCGACUCGACGUUGCUAUGUUGAAUGCCGGGGUCUUCAAGUUUGAGUGGGGCACCUCCCCUGCCGGUGUCGAGUCCUCGCUUCAAACCAAUCACCUCUCAACUGCUCUACUAUCGUUAUUACUUCUACCAGUUCUCCGAACAACAUCACAUGUUCGGAAGAGCCCACCGCGACUAACCUUCAGUUCUUCAGAGGUGCAUAUGUGGACCUCUUUCAAGGAAAAAAAGGCAGACAAUAUCCUGGAGCAUUUGAAUGACAAGCAGCACUGCAAAGAUUUCAUGGAUCGUUAUUGUGUUUCAAAGCUUCUCAAUGUCUUCUGGGUCCUUGAGCUGGUGGCAAAUGUCUCCAGAGUUGAUGUAACAAUCAAUCUUGUGAAUCCAGGUUCGGUAGAUACAGGGCUUCACAGAGAUAAUAAGAUCUUCCAAGUUGUCGACCGAAUCGUUGGAAGGACCUCAGAUGAAGGAGGAAGACUCUUGAUUGAUGCUGCGGUGGUGAAGGGUUCUGAAACUCAUGGCAAGUACUUGAGUGAGGCUAGAUUAGUGGAAGUUUCUGCAUUCGUUCGAAGUGAAGAAGGUGCUAAGAUACAGAAGAAAUUGUGGAGCGAGACUCGAGAAAUGCUUGGGAAGCACUUACCGGCUGGUGAAGUGGCGAGAGCUUUCAGCAAUUGCAACAGGUCGUGGCCUUGCAACCAUUGCUUGAGCCGCAAGUCGCCACAGUUAUGUCGCUUCGGUGUCGGCAAAUCCAGCGUCCAGCAACUUACUUCCCAGAGCAAUGUCGAUAAUUCUAGACAGGAGCAACUCGGCAGAACAGAAGCGGAACACGUGAACAUCGACUCAUCUAACACCGUUGUAGAAGCUAUGCUAACUGAAAAGAGUGCUACUGCCGAAUCUUCAAGUUCAACAGUUCCACAUAAUCCACAAAGCACCACAGAGCAAAUUCUCCAACAGUUUCCCAAACGAAGCAUAGUAGACUUCUUGGUUCAGCAUUUCUUGUCAGAUGUAAAUUGGUUGUAUGAGGAAGUCCAUGUGCCCAGCUUUCUCGAACGCUAUAAUUCCUGGUGGGAGCAAACUCAAUACCAAGCCGAAGUGGAUCUCCAAUUUGGAAUCUUAAUCCUGCGCAUGUGUGUCAAUGCAUUACAGUUUUUACCACAUUCCAAUGGGCCAGACCAAAGCGAAAUAGGUGAUGGAAUUCGGUUAGAUGGUUUGGAAAAUACUUACAAUGAUGCUGCUUCCAAACUCGAUAACUACCUACCAAGAAAGUUCUCACUGUUGAGAGUUCAGCAGCUUUUGCUUCACAUUGUAAUAUUACUCAAUGACGGGAAUGCCAAGGAGAGCCAUCAGAUUCUCGGUGAAGCCAUCAAAGAAGCCCAAGAUGUUGAGCUCUUUCUGGAAUCAAAAUGGACUGGUCUCUCCGAGUUUGACAAGGAGGAGAGGAGGAAGUUCUGGGCCCUGACUCCGAGAUUCAGAUUCUACUGCACCUUCCUUGGAAGAUGGCCGCUCAUCCCAGAGCAUUACCAUGCAGUCUCUUUCCCAAGCGAGACACCAUACUCUAUUUCAUCUACAGAAAAUGCACCAACUCAAUUCUCUGAUGUGAUACUGAACUUCAAACUGUCGCACUACAUGGCUUCAUUUAUGAGCGCACCAGGCAAAGAGUCAGAACGAACAGAUCCCUACAUCAUCGCUGCCCACGCCAAAGAGUUCGAGUCAAAAUUUGUCAGCACUUUGCCUCCUUGUUUUCGGCUAGAAAAUCCGGAUAGGUCUUGGGAUAUGACUCUUCCGACGUUGCCCAUGAAGAGGUUGUGGAUCUACAUCCUUCUUCAUGGCACCAUGGAAGCAAUGCACAAGUGUUUCGUUGGUCCAUUGACUAUCCCAUCGAUCAGUUCCUAUGUUAGACAGUGGAAAGAGGAUAAGGAUAGAGCGAGUCUUGUCCUAAAGCAUCGCCAUACACUCGCCAAUGCCUGCAUAAAUUCACUCAAAGCAACGAAGGAGCUACACACGCUUAUGGGCGGUGGGCCACAUCCGUAUUUCGUGCUUUCUAUAGCAGCAGUCGAAGCGCCAGCCAUGCUAGGAAUGAUGAUGAUUUCAGAUCUUCUCAUAACGACCUCUCGUAUCGGCCACCAAGACGUUCCCCUCCUCGAACAAGGCUUACUUGACAGUUGCUACCAAUACUUCCAAGACGGGUUCAAAUUGCUCCAAUUACUCGCACAAAGAAGUGUGUUGGCACAAAAGGGGAUUAGGAUUCUAGAAGGAUUGAACAGAAGGAUUCAUAGCCUGAAGGAUCUUGAAAAUCCCAAGACAGUUGGAAGGGAGGAUUUCCGUGAUAGCUUACCUGUAGACUCCAAUAACAACAACAAACGUCAUUCUAUGUCAGAAGAUCACUAUAGUAUGAGUGAAAUUCUAUCCAGCGUUGAUAAUGUUGGAAGUAAUUUUGGAUAUGCAGAUAGCCAGAUAAUUGAUGUUGAAGAUGUCCUUCAACCAUCUUUUAUGGAGUUGGAGUGGGAGAGUAUCUCUACUGGGAAUGAUUUCUGUUGGUUUUUUGAGGACUGGAAUGGUAUUGAAGCCGUAGGUCAGUUUGAGGGGACUUCAUUUGCGUAG